CCCGACUCCCGUCCGGCCCCGACGCGACGCGACCGCGCUUUCCUCCUCUCCCCGUCCCCCCGAUCCUCCCUCCCAUCCCAACCCCCCCUGCCUCCCUCACCUCGCCUAUAGAUACCCAGCUCCCCUUCUCCUCCUCGCCUCCGCUACCCGACCCACCACCACCACCAUCGCCAGCCACCACUACCCUCUCUCCCCCUGCCUCCGACCGCCACCUGCCGAUCCCCUGCCGUCCCAUGCCGCAGCGCGCAGCGGCUGCACUGACACACCAGUGAGCGAGCGAGCGAGCAGAGCGAGGCGAGGCCUGAUGCGGCAUCGGCAGCAAGGCGAGGAGCACCAGGAGCUGUUCGUCCAGUGGAGGCCCUGCGACAAGAAAAGGUCUUAGACCCGCCGCCCGCCGCCGCCGCCGCGCGCACCAGUCCACCUUUUUCGGAUCUAGUACGUACGUCGUCCGUAAAGGCCGGCGCCGUCUUUUUCCGCCGAUUCCACCGGCCGCCGCCGGAGCCCCGGAAGAAAGAAGAUGAGCGCGUCCGUGGGCCGGACCCGGGUGGGGCGGUACGAGCUCGGCCGGACCCUCGGCGAAGGCACCUUCGCCAAGGUCAAGUUCGCCAGGAACGUCGAGACCGGCGAGAAUGUCGCCAUCAAGAUCCUCGACAAGGAGAAGGUCCUCAAGCACAAGAUGAUCGCCCAGAUAAAGCGAGAGAUCUCGACCAUGAAGCUCAUCAGGCACCCCAACGUCAUCCGGAUGUACGAGGUGAUGGCCAGCAAGACAAAGAUAUACAUAGUCAUGGAGCUUGUCACCGGUGGCGAACUUUUCGACAAAAUCGCUUCUCGUGGAAGGUUGAAAGAGGAUGAUGCAAGGAAGUAUUUCCAGCAGCUGAUCAACGCUGUCGAUUACUGCCAUAGCAGAGGCGUCUACCACCGUGAUCUCAAGCCUGAAAAUCUUCUGCUUGAUGCUAGUGGCACACUCAAGGUUUCAGAUUUUGGAUUGAGUGCACUAUCUCAGCAAGUCCGAGAGGAUGGUCUGCUGCAUACAACAUGUGGAACUCCCAAUUAUGUUGCUCCCGAGGUUAUAAACAAUAAAGGGUAUGAUGGAGCUAAGGCUGAUCUAUGGUCAUGUGGAGUGAUUCUCUUUGUCCUCAUGGCAGGGUACCUCCCAUUUGAAGAUUCGAACCUAAUGUCGCUUUACAAGAAGAUCUUCAAAGCAGAUUUCAGUUGCCCAUCCUGGUUCUCCACAAGUGCAAAGAAGCUCAUCAAGAAAAUACUAGAUCCUAAUGUUAACACUAGAAUAACUAUUGCAGAGCUUAUUAACAAUGAGUGGUUCAAGAAGGGGUAUCAGCCGCCCAGAUUUGAGACAGCAGAUGUUAAUCUGGACGAUGUGAACUCCAUCUUCGAUGAAUCAGGGGAGCCAGCACAGCUUGUUGUUGAGAGGAGAGAAGAAAGACCAUCAGUGAUGAAUGCUUUCGAGUUAAUCUCUACAUCUCAGGGCCUCAAUCUUGGCACACUCUUUGAGAAGCAAACGGGUCCUGUUAAGCGAGAAACAAGGUUUGCAUCAAGGCUUCCUGCAAAUGAGAUACUGUCGAAAAUCGAAGCAGCAGCAGGACCCAUGGGCUUCAAUGUUCAGAAGCGCAACUAUAAGCUGAAGCUGCAAGGGGAGAACCCUGGAAGGAAGGGUCAGCUGGCCAUUGCAACAGAGGUUUUUGAGGUCACGCCUUCGCUGUACAUGGUUGAGCUGCGCAAGUCCAACGGCGACACCCUUGAAUUCCACAAGUUCUACCACAACAUCUCAAAUGGACUGAAGGAUGUGAUGUGGAAGCCCGAGAGCGGCAUCGUGGAAGGCGAUGAGGUGCGGCAGAGGAGGUCUCCUUGUGCUUUCAGACUAAAGCCCAUGCCGAGCUCAGCGAAGGAGGAAAGGCCCAGUUGCCUUCGUCAACGCCGCCGCCGCGUGGAACGGAACGGAACGGAACGGAACGGGGAAUCAGCGGCGCGAGCCCACGGUAACCGGCCGCCUCGCCCGGCCGUCCCCGUGAAGUGCACGCGGGCCGUCUCGUUCCCCCAUCGAGUCAGACUCAGACCACACCACUCUGCCUGCCUGCGCUCGACCCCUGCGGCCCUCCCCGUCCUUGACCCGACCCGCCCCGGCGCGAGCGCGAGCGCGGCCGCGAUGCGCGAGGAGGUACGGAGCUCGUCGGCGGCGCCCCCCGACCCGCCGCCCGGGAGGUCGGCCUCGCCGCCGCCCACACCCGUCGCCAGUUCUGCUGGUGCCUCGUCGCCCCCUGCACAAACUAAUGUAGCUAGCAUAGAUUGGCUUGGCAGUGACCAAGUGCCCAAAGCGGGAUCCUCUCAUAUUGCUCCGCCGACAUCUCAGCCUGCGCUUAGUACUAACGCUAAUGGAGCUGCUGUGGAUUGCUUUCAGUCAUCAUGCAGACCGUGGGAACGAGGUGACUUGCUUCGUCGGCUGGCUACAUUUAAGCCUUCUACUUGGGCUUCUAAGCCAAAGGCUGCUAGUUCACUGGCUUGUGCUCGAAGAGGCUGGGUGAACAUUGACAUGGACAAGAUUGAAUGUGAAUCUUGUGGUGCACAUCUUAUAUUUACUGCUUUGACAUCCUGGUCCCCAGCUGAAGUUGCAAGUGCUGGGGAAGCUUUUGCUGAGCAGCUUGAUGCAUCACACCCGAAUGAUUGUCCCUGGAGAGGAAAUAGCUGUGCUGAUAGCUUGGUCCAGUUCCACCUAACCCCAUCAGCUCUUGUUGGUGGCUUUAAAGAUCGCUGUGAUGGAUUGUUGCAGUUCACGUCUCUUCCUGCUAUUGCCUUAUCUGCAAUUGAGAGUAUGAAACUCACUAGAAGCGUUCAAAUUGAUCGAGUCUUAUCCCAGUCAGUUACAAUUUUGUCUGGGGAGCUGGGCUACAGAACAGACAGUACAACGGGAAUUGAUAUUGUCCAACAAGAUGAAACCUGCUGCUACUCUCAAGCACAGAAACUUAUUAGCGUUUGUGGAUGGGAGCCUAGAUGGCUUCCUAAUGUUCAAGAUUGGGAAGAGAAUUCAACCCGCUCUGCCAGAAAUGCAGGCCCAGCUGAACCAGAUGGCCAAUUCCAUUCUCAAUUUCCUGAGCAUCAUCAAAAUUCAUACUCUGCGUCAGUUAAGAAAGACAAGGGGAAAGGUAAAAUGCGUGUCAAAGAUUCUGGAUGCAGCAUGAGAUCACCUUUGCUUGAUUGCAGCCUAUGUGGAGCUACAGUGAGAAUCUGGGACUUCAGAUCAGUGCCACGGCCUUCUCAUUUUAGUCUGAAUAACAUUGACAUGCCUGAUACUGGAAGGAAGCCUGUGUUGAUCCGCGGAAUUAGUGCUACAAGUGGUAUCAAUGGACUGGUUGCUGAAGGAGCAGAGAGAGAAAAUGUUGAGGGACGUGGUGAAGCAGGUAUUGAUGAGGGUAAGUCUCUGUCGAAUGCUCAAGUUGACUUAAACCUGACAAUGGCAGGAGGUUUGCCAUCAAACUAUUCUGCAUUGCCGCCGAUGCCUGGACAUCUCAAUUAUGGAGGAAUGGGAAGAGAUCUAGUUAUUGGGCAACCCACUGGAAGUGAGCUUGGUGGCCAUGCAGCCUCAUUUGAAUCUCGGGGCCCCAGUUCGAGAAAGCGUAACCUGGAGGAGGGUGGGAGCACAGCUGACAAGCCAAUAAACAGGCUUCAGCCUGCUGACAGCAUUGAGGGAACCGUCAUUGACCGUGAUUGUGAUGAAGUUGACGAUGCCGCACAGGAUUCUGGUGCUCGGAGCAAAAGGCUUCGUGGUUUUAAUCUUUUUGAUAUCAAUCGCCCAUCUUCUUCAGGAGCUGGUCCCAGCAGAAACUUAAGUUUGGACCUGGAUAUUGAUGUUAAUAAGUUUGAUACAUCUAAUGCUGAGGGUCCAUCUGCCCUUCACAACCCAUUUCCAAAGGACUCUAUGCGGGCGUCUUCUGUUAUUGCGAUGGACACAGUUCAUGGUAUGGAGGAAAAUUCAAUGGAGAGUGUUGAAUACCAUCCAUGUGAUGUUGAUGAUGUUAAUAAGCCUUCUAGUGCAAUCAGGAGCGGUGUAAUGAGUGACACAUUGGAUCUGAAUUAUAGCAACCAAGCACAGCAAAGCAGUUUUGUACAGCCUGCUGCUGAAACUGAAAGUAAUGCAAGGGACAUAGGAGGGAGUAGUAUGAAUGGAGGGGAAGAAGUCCUCAAUGCUGAAACAACUCCUGCAUUUGCUAGAGAUCAACUUAGCCUGGGAGUUAGUGGAGGGAGUGUCGGGAUGGGUGCUAGUCAUGAAGCUGAAAUUCAUGGGACUGAUGUUUCUGAGCAUAAAACUGGUAGCGUUGUUGGAGAUGCUGAUCCAGUUCCUGAGCUCAUUGAGACUAUGGGCCACACCGGUGAGUCAGCCCCUGGACCUGCAUUAAUGGAUGAGUUUGUCCCUGAAGAAGUUGGUCGAGAAGAUCCUAACGGUGAUAGCCAAGAUAUGGCAUCUCGGUUAGCAGUUCGAGCUGACAGUGGUUCUAAAAUUUGUGGUUCAACUAAAGCUGAUUCAGUUGAGAGUGGAGAGAAGAUGAGUCGUGAGAAUAGCGCACAUCCUUCUCUUUCUUGCAACGCAAGAGUUUAUUCUGGCAUUGAUGCAUCAAAAGAGGAAGUGACUGGUAUAAUGCUAACUAAUGAUGACUAUGAUCCAGGAAAUGGUCUAGGAGCAAUAAACGUAGAAAAUGAUUAUGAAACAGAUCUUCCAGACUUUGAUCCAAUACGGCACCACAACAAUUACUGCCCUUGGGUGAAUGGAAAUGUCGCUGCUGCAUGUUGUAUUAGUACUGGUUCGAGCACAGCUCUUUCAGGCUGGCAGCUCACGGUAGAUGCCAUCGAGACUUUGCAGUCUCUUGGUCAAGCUCAAAACCAGAACAUGCAGUCAGACUCUGCAGCUUCAUUAUAUAAGGAUGAUCACGUCCCACCUAGCCGGAAGCUGUUGAAAAGGGCAAACCACAGCAAGAGCUGAUCUUUGGAGCUUCACGCCAAGAGCAAGAUUCUUCUAUGCUCAUAGAAAAGUUGUCUUCUCCAGGCCCUAACCUGAGCAGGGGCAAUGGUUUGCGGUUUUGUGAACCCACCAUCUUGCCAAACUGUGUAGGGAAUGUCAGGUUGAUUGUACCUAUAUAUAUGUUAUGCUAUAUUUCGUCUCCUAAAGUCUGUAACAUGUAACUUCCCAUUUUGUUGAUGGUUUGUGCUACUGAAUAAUAUAGGCACAGACAACACAUUGUUAAUCAGUACAACGAUGAAUUUCAUA
Messenger RNA from Sorghum bicolor (sorghum), 5272 nucleotides. RefSeq lists its product as uncharacterized. NCBI's taxonomy places the organism in Eukaryota, Viridiplantae, Streptophyta, Magnoliopsida, Poales, Poaceae. Gene Ontology annotation, cellular component: nucleus. The record is from RefSeq and is a predicted model, not a curated record. The transcript is spliced from 22 exons. Gene Ontology annotation, biological process: protein phosphorylation; signal transduction. The coding region runs from base 518 to 4987 and encodes 1489 amino acids. Gene Ontology annotation, molecular function: zinc ion binding; ATP binding; protein kinase activity.